CUCAGUCUCAAGGAGCAGAUCGUGCCCAACAGUCGAACGACCAGCAGCCAACAACAGUACAGUUCAGAGGGCAGACAAUUGAGUGCUCCGUGCGUGCGUCGCGGAAAAGAAGUUUAAUUAUAUCUUUUGCAUAUUGUGAAUGCUGUUGACAAUUUUUAAGAGAUAUUUUUAUGGGUGCUGAUAUGAGUUAAUCGUGUGUUGUUUCUUAAGAAGGAAUUAAGAUUUUGAUACAGUGAUGGCAAUACUUAAAAGAACAUUACUAUAUAUUAGUGUUAUUGCGACUGCGUUCAGUUUAUCUUACGGCCAGAGAAUACUUGAAAAUCAAAAGCGAUCGUUUACAAUCGACUAUGACAACAACACCUUUCUGCUGGAUGGAAAACCGUUCCAAUACAUCAGUGGGUCGUUUCACUAUUUCAGAGCGUUGCCAGAAUCAUGGGAGCAAAUUUUGAAAGCAAUGAGAGCUGCUGGUUUGAAUGUAGUUACUACGUACGUUGAGUGGUCACUUCAUAAUCCCAAGGAGGGUGUCUAUAACUGGGAGGGGAUGGGCGAUAUCGAACGAUUUGUUCACCUUGCUCAAGUUGAAGAUCUGUAUGUAAUACUUCGCCCGGGACCCUAUAUUUGCGCUGAACGGGAUAUGGGCGGAUUUCCAUAUUGGCUUCUGAACAAGUAUCCUGGAAUUCAGCUGAGGACAAAUGACGUGGCUUACCUGCGCGAAGUUCGAACAUGGUACGCCGAACUCCUCUCUAGAUUGGAGCCAUAUUUGUACGGCAAUGGCGGUCCAAUCAUAAUGGUUCAGGUCGAAAACGAGUACGGAUCAUUCUACGCGUGUGACCACAAAUAUAUGAAAUGGUUGCGGGAUGAAACUGCGAGAUACGUAAGAGGAAACGCCGUGCUCUUCACCAAUAACGGUCCCGGACUUACCACUUGUGGGGGAGUGGACAACGUUAUUAGUGGUCUUGAUUUUGGCGCUGGGUCAACUGAAGAAAUCAACGGUUUCUGGAAUGAACUGCGUAAGCAACAACCCAAAGGACCUUUGAUCAAUGCGGAAUAUUAUCCAGGGUGGCUAACGCACUGGCAGGAUCCGGAAAUGGCACGUGUGUCAAUAGAACCCGUUACAAAAUCAUUGAGAGAAAUGUUGGCCGCAAAAGUAAACGUCAACAUCUACAUGUUCUACGGAGGAACAAACUUUGGAUUCACGGCAGGUGCAAAUGAAGCGGGACCGGGUCGUUUCGUCCCCGACAUCACUUCCUACGACUAUGAUGCUCCUUUGGACGAAUCGGGAGAUCCAACGCCGAAAUAUUUCGCCAUACGUAAAGUUAUAUCCGAGUUCUUCCCAAUGCCAAACGUACCGAUUCCCAGACCUGCAAGAAAAAUGUCACUACCAUCGGUAGUCCUUAAACCGGUUGAUAGCUUGUUGAACAAGAUGCUGCUAAGUGCAAUCGGUUCACCUGCUAUUAACGCUCGUGAUCCAUUGACAUUCGAAGCCAUGAAUCAAUAUUCCGGACUUGUUUUGUACGAGGCGGUACUUCCAAGCGGAUUGAAAACGGACCCGAUCAAACUUACGGUCGAGAACAUACACGAUAAGGGUUACGUGUAUGUAGAUACGACUUAUGUGGGAACGUUGUCCAGACAAAACGCGAUCAAUACGCUCCCAAUAACAUUGGGCAUUGGUGAAAAACUCCGUAUUUUUGUGGAGAAUGAAGGUCGUGUCAACUUCGGAACGCCCAACGACUUUAAGGGAAUCGUCGGAGAUGUUUUUAUCAACACACAAAAGCUACAAAAUUGGACCAUGAUCGGAAUACCCUUAGACAAUGUUGGAAAAAUCCACGAAUACAUAAAUCGAAAAUCCCUGCUCGAAAAACGUUAUCCAUCCAAACGGAUCAUACCAAAAACCAGCUCACCUGUCCAAAGUGGACCAACGAUAUUCCAAGGAACCUUCGAUAUUGCACGGAUUGACAUAAUGGACACAUACCUCGAUCCGACCGGGUGGGGCAAGGGAGUUGUGUUCAUCAACGGAUUCAACCUGGGACGGUACUGGCCACUGACGGGGCCCCAAAUUACACUAUAUGUGCCGAGACACAUCCUUCGGAAUAACCAGAAUGAGAUUGUGCUUGUUGAAUAUCAAACUAUUAAAGCUCCAUUCAUGACGAUUGGUUUCAGCAGUUCACCUAAGUUUAAUUGAAUAAAAAUCAUACAUGUUUUCCAUAAUAUUAUUUACAUUUUUGUUAAUAAAAUUUGAA
Messenger RNA from Culex pipiens pallens (northern house mosquito), 2240 nucleotides. RefSeq names its product beta-galactosidase-1-like protein. The transcript is spliced from 9 exons. Gene Ontology annotation, cellular component: vacuole. The record is from RefSeq and is a predicted model, not a curated record. The coding region runs from base 236 to 2182 and encodes 648 amino acids. Gene Ontology annotation, molecular function: beta-galactosidase activity. Lineage: Eukaryota; Metazoa; Arthropoda; Insecta; Diptera; Culicidae. Gene Ontology annotation, biological process: carbohydrate metabolic process.